AUGGAAGAAAAUCAUCAUUUACAUGAUAAUGCAUUGCUUCAUCCAGAUGAACAUUAUUUGAAAAAUCGAACAGAUUCGAAUUGCAGUCAAGUUUCAAGGAUGCCGAAUAUUAAAGUAUUUGGUGGAUCAUCUCAUCCGGAACUGACACAAUUGAUCUGUGCUCGACUCGGUCUCGAGCCAGGAAGAGUCAUAACAAAGAAAUUUAGUAAUCGGGAAACAAGUGUGGAAAUCAAUGAAUCUGUACGUGGUGAAGAUGUUUUUAUUGUUCAAAGUGGUUGUGGAGAAAUCAAUGAUAAUCUUAUGGAACUAUUGAUUAUGAUCAAUGCAUGUAAAAUAGCUUCAGCAUCACGAGUCACUGCCGUCAUUCCAUGUUUUCCUUAUGCACGACAAGAUCGAAAAGAUAAAAGUCGAGCACCAAUCUCAGCGAAACUCGUCGCCAAUAUGUUGAGUGUUGCUGGUGCUGACCAUAUCAUCACGAUGGAUUUACAUGCAUCACAAAUUCAAGGAUUUUUCGAUAUUCCUGUUGAUAAUCUUUUUGCAGAACCGGCUGUUAUUCGAUGGAUUUCUUUACAUAUUCCAGAUCAUAAAAAUGCUGUUAUUGUCAGUCCGGAUGCUGGAGGUGCUAAACGUGUGACAGCAAUUGCUGAUCGAUUGAAUAUUGAUUUUGCCUUGAUUCAUAAAGAGCGAAAACGAGCGAACGAAAUUGAUUCAAUGGUGCUGGUUGGUGAUGUCACCAAUCGUGUUGCUAUUCUCGUUGACGACAUGGCUGAUACAUGCGGAACAUUUGAAUGUGCAUCACAAAAAUUAUUGAGUGCAGGUGCAAGUAAAGUUUACGCGAUUUGCAGUCAUGGAAUAUUUAGUGGCCCGGCUAUAGAAAGGAUUAAUAAAUCUCCAUUUGAAGCCGUGGUUGUGACGAACACGAUUCCACAAGAAGAAAAUAUGAAGAAUUCGAGUAAAAUUCAGGCUAUCGAACUACAGCAAAUGAUGCUGUCAUUAAUGCGAAUGAAUGUCACUGAGUCAGAAGAAUGCGAGGGUGGAAAAGACAUGCGAACGAAACGAUCCAAUGUCAGAGCUGUAAUCGAUGUUUCAAUGAUGUUUUCCGAAGCAAUUCGUCGAACUCAUAAUGGUGAAUCAGUUUCGUAUUUAUUUACUCAAAUGCCGUUGUAA
Adineta ricciae is the source of this 1167-nucleotide messenger RNA. NCBI's taxonomy places the organism in Eukaryota, Metazoa, Rotifera, Eurotatoria, Adinetida, Adinetidae. The record is from the annotation of a GenBank genome assembly.